GAUUUUGCGGAGCGAAGCCGCGAUCGGAGGAGGCAGGGCGACCGGUGUCAGCUGGGUCCGUCUGACGUCAUUCCCUCUCUUUUUUUAAGCCGAUCUUUCCUUUUGUUUUUCAUCACUGCCGCAAAUGACACCACGGGACGCGGAGCGCAGUGGAGCGCAGAAAGAGGGAGAGAGAGACGCACCGAGAGGGAUAGAUAAGACAGGGAGUUGGGGAGGGAAAAUGUCCAUCAAGGCGAGAGAAAUCGGAUGUACGAGCUGAGGCGCUGAUGUGUUGGAUGAGUGACUCAUCCUUCUACCCCCGCGAUUUCUUUUUGAGGUCAGCGUGGGCCCUCCAGGCUCGGCCAGACGGAUGUCACAGCCUCCUGCUUCUGAAGGGAAUGGAGACCUCCUUCUGAGGGCGAGACACAGAAUGUGCAUGUGAAAAAUGCACCUCCACCGUGACGAGAAGAGCUAGCAGAGAACGCCAGAGGCAUUUCUCAAUAGGACCUGGCUUUGAUUUCCUAUCGCCUUAAAGAUGUCCCACUAGCGAGACGAGGAAAGAGGCCUCUGAGGGUUAAAAGCACUUUGUACUUUUUGAGGAGCUGCUGUUUUACGCUAUUAUUCAUUUUAUCGCGCCCCAGGUAGAGGGGUCUUCAGCUAGCGGCUGAGCUGUGUCGCUCCAUCUGGUAGAUUGCAAUUAAAAGCAGCUAUAUUUGGAAAGUUAUCAGAGUGCUUUGUGUGUGUGCAUGUGCGUAUGUGUCUCUCCUCUGAAGAAUUACAGCAAUUAACAGUUUCUGAAUUUUGCACAUUUUAAUGACAGGGAAAGUAUAAAACCGGUCGCUUUUGAAAAUUCGUAGAUUUUUGGCGGUGUUUUGUUUCGGGUCUGACGCUCGUCACGCUUCACCCAAGAAACGGGCAUGUCGUGGGCCGUGGAAAUCCGAGCAGCUAAUUAUUAAAGGGAUUACCGUGGGGCCCGGAUAUUUCCAAAAGGCUAUGCAAAUGUGAGGUGUCUCGUUAAUCAAAGGCGUUAGGACUGACACAGUAGCGUUCAGGGAAAGUACAUCCUUCACCAUCCCUCUGAAGUAUUUUUUAAUUGUCGGUCAUUCUAAUAAUAAUAAUAAUAAUAGGCUUAACAAAUCACCUUCUUGCAGGGGUUUCUGGGAAAAUUGACACAUCUUUCUUUACCCAUAACCUCUCAUCCAGUUAAAGUUCCGGUGCCCCAGUACUCACCCUACAAACAUACCCCCCCCCGCACACAAAAACAGAAGGACGACUCAAGGUCAUCAGUCAAGCCGUUAUGCAUGCUGAGUGGUUAAAUCACAUAACAGCAGGGAGCACGUGAGGAACGCCAGGCCAGCAGGUCAAAGGUCAUGCCAAUGCCUGGUCGCCUACUUGUGUUUUUCACAAUGAAGCUACCUUGCGUUCGCAGGUCAAGUGUAAAACAUGAGGCCCAGAGCUUGCAUGGUGACACCAACCACUACAGGUACCUUUAGGGGCUGAUUUCAUGAUAGCAAAGAUGAAGAGACAAAAUAUCAUUGUUGCCAGAUUAGCAGAUGUGUUUUUAUUUUGUGAGAUUCUGGAAAAUUCUCCAGCCAGAGGGACAGCACACCCAGUAAUGCUAAACGGGUUCAAGCGCAGUGGAGGGAAACACGAAGCAGCGCUUCCGUUAAUCAUUUCGCCGUUUAGCUGACACUUUAUCCUGGUGGCCUCCGUCUAUAUAUAAGCUCCUGCUCAUUUGUACAGCUGGGUGUUUUACGGCAGCCCUGUAGGUUAAUCAUUUUGCUCAAGGCUACUACAGUAGUGCCUUUCCUGGUAUCCGAACCCAGCAACGGCCUUCGGCCUGCGAGCCUACUCACUCGCUGGCCCUGAGCCAUUCGAAUCCCGCCGAGGAUGAAAUGAAGCACUACUUUCUGUAACAUUUUAUUUAUACACCCAUAGCUGUCACCGAGAACAAAAAUAGGUCCAUAAUGGUGUGAGAGUAUUUCAUAGAUUGUUUCAUUCAGGUUUGGUCCUCAGCUGUGGCACCUGGUCGUAUUGGUUGAACAUCCGCAGAGCUGAAUGUCAGAAAACGGUAUCUCACACCUAAACACCAGAACUGAAGCCACGAAGUCCAGCCAGGUUUUAGCUGAUACCAUGGCAGCGACUCGAUGUCCGACCUCUGGCAGGAAAGCUCGGGAGAUCCACCUGGCACUACUGGUUCUAGCAGAUGCCACAAGGGCAAAGGCACUGGUGCCUGCCUGUCCCCAUCAGUGUCAGUCGGUGUCUGCCUGUGCCCGUCAGCGCCAGUCGGUGCCUGCCUGUCCCCAUCAGUGUCAGUCGGUGUCUGCCUGUGCCCGUCAGCGCCAGUCGGUGCCUGCCUGUCCCCAUCAGUGUCAGUCGGUGUCUGCCUGUGCCCGUCAGCGCCAGUCGGUGCCUGCCUGUCCCCGUCAGUGCGAGUCGGUGUCUGCCUGUGCCCGUCAGCGCCAGUUGGUGCCUGCCUGUCCCCGUCAGUGCCAGUCGGUGCCUGCCUGUGCCCGUCAGUGCGAGUCCGUGCCUGCCUGUCCCCGUCAGCGCCAGUCGGUGCCUGCCUGUGCCCGUCAGUGCCAGUCGGUGCCUGCCUGUGCCCGUCAGUGCCAGUCGGUGCCUGCCUGUGCCCGUCAGCGCCAGUCGGUGCCUGCCUGUCCCCGUCAGCGCCAGUCGGUGCCUGCCUGUGCCCGUCAGCGCCAGUCGGUGCCUGCCUGUCCCCGUCAGCGCCAGUCGGUGCCUGCCUGUGCCCGUCAGCGCCAGUCGGUGCCUGCCUGUGCCCGUCAGUGCCAGUCGGUGCCUGCCUGUCCCCGUCAGUGCCAGUCGGUGCCUGCCUGUGCCCAUCAGCGCCAGUCGGUGCCUGCCUGUCCCCGUCAGUGCGAGUCGGUGCCUGCCUGUGCCCGUCAGCGCCAGUCGGUGCCUGCCUGUGCCCGUCAGCGCCAGUCGGUGCCUGCCUGUGCCCGUCAGCGCCAGUCGGUGCCUGCCUGUGCCUGUCAGUGCCAGUCGGUGCCUGCCUGUCUCUGAAGCACUUGAGGUUAAGGACCUUAUUCAGGAGCCCAACAAUGAAAUGACUCUACCAAUCCAAGGAUUUGACCCUGCAACCUCCAACCCAUUCAGCUACACAUCCUUACUUAAGUUUGAAGGCAGAUGAUCUUUGGGAGAUGAAUUUUUCCAGGAAAUGCAGAUCAUGAGGGCUGAUCUACGCAGGAAUCUACUGCACCAAUUUCACAACUGUGAGGAUGGAUGUCAAGCAUUUGUGGGAUAUUUUCCAUUACAAAAUUUUUUUUUCGUGUGCACUCCUAGUCGAGCGUCUCUUUCUCCUCUUCCUGUUCACAGCGUAACGUCUGCCGGCGAUUGGCCGGAUCGGUGAUUUCUGAGAGCUCAGGACAGGGUCUCUGUGAAGUGGCUCUCUGCAGAGACAUGCUGUUUUAUGUUAGAAUUAUUCCCGUGAAAAGUGAAUCUAAGCGAUGCUGUGUUGUUGCCCCACUGAAUGGAUAUUAAACAAUCGUCUUGGGGAUGAACGCUUCUCCAAACGCUUCUCCCGCCUGGCAGCACGUCACAGCAGCAGCCGCACACCGUGAGUCAUACCCACUUUUUUUUUUGCUCUUGCUCUAGUCGUGCGAGUCUGCAGUGUAAUAGCAGAAUGCAGUGUAAUAACUAAUAGGGACUAACUGCCCACCCCGCUCUGUACAUGCCUGCAGUGUAAUAGCUAAUAGGGACUAACUGCC
Molecule: messenger RNA, 3710 nt
Organism: Brienomyrus brachyistius
Lineage: Eukaryota; Metazoa; Chordata; Actinopteri; Osteoglossiformes; Mormyridae
Product: BCL-6 corepressor-like protein 1
Exons: 3
Coding region: 2038-3006 (322 amino acids)
Source: RefSeq, a predicted model, not a curated record